This is a messenger RNA of Astyanax mexicanus (Mexican tetra), 3416 nucleotides long. RefSeq names its product CDP-diacylglycerol--glycerol-3-phosphate 3-phosphatidyltransferase, mitochondrial. Gene Ontology annotation, molecular function: CDP-diacylglycerol-glycerol-3-phosphate 3-phosphatidyltransferase activity. The record is from RefSeq and is a predicted model, not a curated record. Lineage: Eukaryota; Metazoa; Chordata; Actinopteri; Characiformes; Acestrorhamphidae. Gene Ontology annotation, cellular component: mitochondrion. Bases 20 to 1648 code for a protein of 542 amino acids. The transcript has 11 exons. Gene Ontology annotation, biological process: cardiolipin biosynthetic process.
UGAAGAGUGCUAGGGAAAGAUGGCGGCCCCCAUGACCUGGAGGAGACUUGUGUACUCUGUGUACACACCGGCUCUGUCCGGGGUUUUCAGCAGAAUCUCGGACCGGUUAUUCAGGACGCAGGACAGGAGGAGAGGGUCCUCUCUGCUUCUCCUGGCUCCUCUCCUGGCAGAGACUGACACCACACCUGCCUCCUCAAGGCCUCCAGGCUCUACAGGAGCUGCAGGACUACACUCCCGCUUCCACUGGAUCGCUGAACAUGUGCCGGCCUUCAGGGUGCCCGGGGGCCGCAUUCACAUCCUUCACUCUCCGGAUGAGUUCUAUCAGGCGAUGAAGGCACGUAUCAAGACUGCCAAGCGACGAGUGGUGAUGGCGUCCUUGUAUCUCGGCACAGGACCACUGGAGCAAGAUCUUGUGAAUUGUAUGGAAGAGGCUCUUGAGCGCUCUCAGGAAGACACUGCUGCUAAUUUGAAAGUCUCUAUACUGCUAGACUACACCAGAGGAUCUAGAGGAAAGAACAAUUCUCGCACCAUGCUGUUGCCUUUGCUGCAGCGUUUCCCAGAGCAGAUGAGAGUAUGUCUGUAUCACACUCCAGACCUGCGUGGGUUGCUGCGCCUUUUAGUCCCUGAGCGCUUCAAUGAGACCAUUGGCGUGCAGCAUAUCAAAGUUUAUCUUUUUGAUGACAGUCUGAUCAUCAGUGGGGCAAAUCUCAGCGAUUCAUACUUCACUAACCGGCAGGAUCGUUACGUGCUGUUGGAGGGUUGCAGAGAGGUUGCAGAUUUCUUCGCUGAGCUCGUGCGAGCUGUGAGUGAUGUCUCAUUACAGCUUGAGUCGGAUGACAGCGUCCACACAAAGGAGGGAAUGGUACAUCCUUACAAAGGUAAUCGCACAGACUUCUCCACCUCAGCACAAAAGCAGAUCAUGGAGGUGAUUAACACAGCCAGGGUCCAGCAGAACCUACAGGAUUUAGAACAUUCACAAGAUUCAGACCUGGAGCUGGAAUCUGGAGAGGAGCGCAGCGACACCUGGGUCUUCCCCCUCGUCCAGAUGAAGCCUUUGGGCAUUCGGCUGGAUGAGGAGGUAACACAGAGACUGCUGUGGGAGGCGGGUGGAGACUCCACAGUCUACUUGACCUCAGGUUACUUUAAUCUGACGCGAACCUACAUGAGACUAGUGCUGGGAGCUGCGGCAGAUUACCGCAUCCUCAUGGCCUCACCAGAGGUCAACGGAUUCUUCGGGGCCAAAGGGGUGGCAGGGGCCAUUCCUGAAGCAUACAUUCACAUUGCAGGCCAGUUCUACAGACAGGUGUGUGAUCUAGGUCAGCAGAGUCGCAUCCACCUACAGGAGUAUCAUCGGCCUGACUGGACUUUCCAUGCCAAAGGACUGUGGUACUACCUGCAAGGAAACAGUCGUCCCUGCCUUACUCUUAUUGGCUCUCCCAAUUUUGGUUACCGCUCUGUGCACAGGGACAUAGAGGCUCAGAUUGCUAUUGUGACUGAGAAUGAGGAGCUCCAGGCCAACCUGCAGCAGGAGCAGGAAAUGUUGUACAAGAGGUCCACAGAAGUGUCAAGCUCCACUUUCAAGCAGCCCGACCGUCAUGUUAAGUUAUGGGUGAAGUUGGUCACUCCUUUCAUUAAGAACUUCUUCUGAGGAGCUACGUGUCUGAGUUUCUGAACUUCUUACAAUCCAUUCAAGUUUUCAGGUUAAAACUCCAGAUGAAGAUUGGCCCUUGCAUGCAGUUCUUGUACAGAGCACCCGUAUACAUUCUUGGUCUCCUGACGUUCCACUGGGAUAGCUUUGAUGAAGAAGAUGACUGCCAUAGCAGGUGUCGAGACCUUUAGAUAAGCAUCAGCAGUUGCACUGGCUUGGGUGUCCCAUUGAGCUUCUGUGAAAAUGUUAAUUCAGCAUUUCACUUUAUUCCCACCGUGUUUUAUACCAAAGAGCGCACAGUCCAGGAUCCAGUCCAGAGAGGCUGCAGCACCGUCACCUUGCUCUACCAGGUAGGGCAGGGUAAACACUGAGGCUUUGUUCAGACUGCAUGCUUAAAUCAGAUUUUUGGCAUAUCUAGAUUGUAUCCAGGUGGUAGUGAUAGAAGUGAGGGGGACCAAGAAGAGCCCCAAGAGGUCAGAUGUUAAUUACUAAAGCUGACCUUGUUACCAUAGCAACCUCUGCAGAGGCAUUUGUGAUGUCCAGACAUGCAAAUCCGAUCUGAUCACUUGCAAAUAACAGAGCAGACAGCCACUUCAACAGAUCUGAUUUGGGAAAUGAAUCUGAUUUGCAUGCAGCCUGAAUGUAGCCUAAGACUGUGAUGUGUUCAGGCAUUUCAGGACUGGGUUUGGAUUAUUCUGGCUUUACAGAAAUGAUGGCACUCCACUGUGUGUCAAAGUUGUAAUCAAACACAAACACAAGUGUUGUCUGUAAUUCAGCAUGUCUUUGGCAGUGUGAGUGAAGAGAACUUCACUCAAAAUUUUAUAGAAUAUUCCUUUAAUGCAAAAAUAAAGGAAAAUAUUUGUGAAAUAAUAAGUGAUGUGAGAAAUGAAGGCUCUGUUGAGCUGCCCCAAUUAUUUUUUUUUUUUUACUUGUUUUUAUAGACAUUUGGUUGCUAUCUGUUUAAUAUACCAGAGAUCAGCAGUGUCUCGGUCUGUAUGUAUAUCUUGCAAACAUGAGAACUGAGAACUGUGCAAUUUUGUUCAAUUCUCAAGUUACUAUAUCCAGAAAAGAGCCACUGCGUUCUGAUAUAAUCCUCUGUUCCACAAGAUGAGAAACUUUGUGAAGCCAAAAGUGAAUUAUUCUAGAGGGCCUUAGCAAACGUUUAUUCUUUUAUUCAGUGACAGGGUUCUGCCUUCCACUCCUGAAGGCCUAAACUGUGGAACAAAAAUACAGGAAUUUAACCAUUAAUAUUAACAGAAAGGUGACACUGUACCAUGUUCAUGACUAAGCUGUGUUUUCUAAGUGUGUAAAGAAUCAUUUCACUAGCAGUUUACAAUGUUUAAAUAUUUUGUAUUAUUAUUAUUAUUAUUUGCAUUAUUUAAAAAAACUUCUGCCUGUUUGUUUAAAAACUGGAACCAGUACAAGAUCUGUUUUAAAUCUCAUUUCAUUUAGCUUUUUAUGUGUUGAAAGAGCUGUUAAUGUUAAGAUGAAUAAUAAGAUGAAUGUGUGUUUGGAAGGAGACCAAUAUGUACGAUACAGAAGUGCCGGUGAGUCGGGGUUUGAAUUGAUACUAUAGUCAGUCUAUAGUAGGUGGUUUAAUGUUCUACUUGAAGCCUUGUUUUAGGCCAACUGGUCAAAGAUCACGAGCCUUGAAAGACAGAUGUGUCCUUCUCCAUGUAGUAUAAGAAUAAUAUGUACUCAUUUUUCUGUGUUUUUUAUUGUGUUGUGAAGGCAACGUUUUUGACAGAAAAUAAAGCUUUAAGUGUUA